Molecule: messenger RNA, 1203 nt
Organism: Abrus precatorius (Indian licorice)
Lineage: Eukaryota; Viridiplantae; Streptophyta; Magnoliopsida; Fabales; Fabaceae
Product: fasciclin-like arabinogalactan protein 11
Exons: 1
Coding region: 70-1041 (323 amino acids)
Source: RefSeq, a predicted model, not a curated record
UCCAAAGCACUAGUAGCUAGCUAGACUCAAGACCAUCCAUCCCACAGUAUUAUUAAUCAUAGCCCAAAAAUGAAGAUGAUGCAAGAAUCUCAAUCUCUCAUUUCCACCACAAUAAUGCUACUAGUAGCACUCACACUUACACUCUACACCACCACCACUUCAGCACAACUCUCACCAAUUCAACCCCCCACAACAUCACCAUCUCCCCCAGCACCACCCCAAUCCCAACCCUCCCCGCCAUCUCCGGCGGUAGCCUCACCGCCGGCCACAGCUCCGGCACCGGGAUUCAACACAGUCCCUCUUGUCCCAGUAACCCCAAGCGGGGCCCCCACACUGUCACCCAUUGUCCCCAAAGGCCCUACCAUUGACAUAGUCCAAAUUCUAAGAAAAGCCAAAAGAUUCUCCGUUCUAACUCGCCUUUUGAAAACCACCCAAUUGAUCAACCAACUCAACUCACAGCUCAUAACUUCAGGCUCAGGAGGGUUAACCCUCUUUGCACCAGAAGACAGUGCCUUCUCCAAACUCAAAGCUGGGUUCCUCAACUCUCUCACUGAUAGACAAAAAGUUGAACUACUACAGUUCCACAGCCUCUCUUCCUUCAUAUCCAUCUCAAACUUCGAUACCCUCACCAACCCCGUCCAGACACAAGCCGGUGACGACCCACAAAGGCUUCAACUUAACGUCACCACUUACGGCGGUAGCCAAGUCAACAUGGCAACCGGCGCCGUUAACGCCACCGUUACCGGAACCGUUUACACGGACAGCAAGCUAGCUAUAUACCAGGUGGACAAGGUGCUUCUCCCUCUCGACCUCGUACUUCCAAGCAAAGCUCCGGCGCCGGCGCCGGGGUUGGCCAAAAAAGGUUUGCCUAAGUCUGAUAAAAACUCGACGUCGGCAGAUGAUAGCGCCGGCGAAGGUGUCGACGGUGACGGUGAUGGGAAGGCUUUGCCAACGGGUACUUCUGCAGGUUGUUCUAUGAACGUGAUGAUGUGGGUGAAUGUUGUUGGAGUGAUGGGUUUUUUGGGAGGAGUUUUCAUGUGAUGUGAGUGUUUAUUGAUGGACAGAGGGAUCCAAUAAUUUUUGUUGUGCUUUGUGAGUGAAAUUUAUUUGUGUUUUGGGUUCUUGGUUUUGUGUGUAUAACGUAGGGUGAAAGUGUACGUGUAUGUAUCUGUGCAUGGCUCAGUUUCUUCUUCUUCUUCUUCU